AUGGCUCCACCACGGACGUCUCGUGGAAAGGGUCCUAAACAAAAACAUGACUCUGGCAGAACUUUGAAACGCAAGCGCGGCGACGACCAGCUAUCCUCGCUCGCCCAAAAAGUCGAAGAUCUCGACAUCAAGACCGCCGUCAAAAACUUCUCCGACCUGCCCCUCUCCGACCCUACGGCGCGUGGCCUCACUGCUUCACAUUACAAGGUCCUGACCGACAUUCAGUCCCGUGCGAUCAGUCAUGCCCUCAAGGGUCGCGAUAUUCUCGGCGCCGCGAAAACCGGUAGCGGCAAAACUCUCGCGUUCCUCGUCCCAGUGCUGGAGAACCUGUACCGCAAGCAAUGGACCGAAUACGAUGGCCUGGGUGCGCUCAUCCUCGCCCCAACCCGUGAGCUCGCUAUUCAGAUCUUCGAAGUGCUCCGCAAGGUGGGCCGAUACCAUGCGUUCUCCGCUGGACUGGUCAUUGGAGGUAAAAGCUUGCGUGAGGAACAAGAAAGAUUGGGACGAAUGAAUAUUCUGGUCUGUACGCCAGGACGCAUGCUUCAGCAUCUGGAUCAGACUGCCAUGCUGGAGACGAACAACUUGAAGCUCCUGGUGAUGGACGAGGCGGACCGGAUUUUGGAUAUGGGUUUUCAGAAGACAGUGGAUGCUAUUAUCGACCAUCUCCCCAAGGAGCGGCAAACUAUGCUCUUCAGUGCGACGCAGACGAAGAAGGUUGGAGAUUUGGCUCGUCUCAGUCUACAAGACCCCGAAUACGUUGCCGUUCACGAAACCGCCGCCGCGGCGACCCCCUCAACUCUUCAGCAACACUAUACUAUUACCCCGCUUGCAACGAAACUCGAUGUCCUGUGGAGCUUUAUUCGCAGUAACCUGAAGUCUAAGACGGUGGUGUUCUUGUCUUCGGGCAAGCAGGUUCGAUUUGUGUACGAGUCUUUCCGACACCUCCAGCCUGGUAUCCCUUUGAUGCACCUACACGGCAAACAGAAGCAGGGUGGUCGACUUGACAUUACCACGAAAUUCUCCCAGUCCCAGCAUGCCGUUCUCUUUGCGACAGAUGUCGCGGCCCGUGGUCUCGAUUUUCCUGCGGUCGACUGGGUUAUUCAGGUUGACUGCCCCGAAGAUAGCGACACCUAUAUUCACCGAGUCGGAAGAACAGCCCGUUACGAACGAAUUGGUCGUGCCGUGAUUUUCUUGGAUCCUAGUGAGGAGAAGGGCAUGCUCAAGCGUCUUGAGCAAAAGAAGGUGCCCAUCGAGAAAAUCAACAUCAAAGCCAACAAGCAGCAGAGUAUCAAAAGUCAGCUGCAAAAUAUGUGUUUCAAGGACCCCGAGCUGAAGUAUCUGGGUCAGAAGGCCUUUAUCUCUUACGUCAAGUCUAUCUACGUGCAAAAGGACAAGGAAACCUUCAACUUGAAGGAGUUGAAACUAGAGGAAUUUGCCUCUAGUCUGGGUCUUCCUGGUGCUCCUCGCAUCAAGUUCAUCAAGGGAGACGACACCAAGGAGCGCAAGAAUGCCUCCUGGAGGAUGUCUCACCUGACCGACUCCGAGAACGAGUCGGGCGAGGAGGGUGCGGCCAAGAAGGACAAGAAGGAUGAGAAGGAAGUGCGAACCCGUUACGACCGGAUGUUCGAGCGUCGAAACCAGGACGUGCUGGCUGGGCAUUACUCCAAGCUUAUCAAUGAUGAUGGCACGAUGAUAGAUAACGGUGCUGCAACGGCCACUGGCGAAGAUGCCGACGAGGACGCCGAUUUCUUGUCCGUCAAGCGCGUCUUUGCUGCCGGCGACGACAACCUAGGCAAGAGUGAUUCAUCCGAUUUCGAAGAUUCCAGCGAGGACGAGAAGGACACCAAGGUGGUGCAGCUGGAUGGCAAGAACGAGUUGAUCAUCGACUCGAAGCGCCGCGAGAAGCUGCUCAAAUCGAAGAAAAAGUUGCUCAAGUUCAAGGGCAAGGGUACCCGGCUUGUCUACGACGAGGAGGGCAAUGCCCACGAGGUAUACGAGAUGGAGGACGAGGAGCAAUUCAAGGCCCGUGGCGACGCCGAUACCCAGCGCGAGCGUUUCUUGACCGAGGAAGCCGAACGCACUCGUGUUGCGGAUCUCGAGGACAAGGAGGUCGCCCGCGAGAAGCGUCGCGAGAAGAAGGAGAAGCGGAAGGCCCGCGAGCGUGCCGUUGCCACGGAGGAGGCAGAGGACGACGAAGAGGGCGGUGUUCCUCAUGGCCUGCCUUACGUGCCUUUCGAAAUUCCCGGGCCCGAUUCUGGAUCCGAAGCCGAGGAGAAGGAAGAACCAUCACGACCCAGCAAGAAGCAGCGCGUUUCUUUUGCAGAGCCCGGCUCCGACAGCGAGGAGAACUCUCGCCAGAAGCGCACCAAGGGCAAGAAGGCUGCUGCUGCCCAGCCCCAGAUCGAGACUCUGGCGGAUCUGGAGGCGCUGGCCAGUGGAUUGCUGGGUUAA
Messenger RNA from Penicillium daleae, 2451 nucleotides. It is a transcript of the gene dbp4, whose product is annotated as RNA-dependent ATPase HCA4. Bases 1 to 2451 code for a protein of 816 amino acids. Gene Ontology annotation, biological process: rRNA processing. The transcript has a single exon. Lineage: Eukaryota; Fungi; Ascomycota; Eurotiomycetes; Eurotiales; Aspergillaceae. Gene Ontology annotation, molecular function: ATP binding; RNA helicase activity; nucleic acid binding. Gene Ontology annotation, cellular component: nucleus. The record is from RefSeq and is a predicted model, not a curated record.